Pocillopora damicornis (cauliflower coral) is the source of this 3374-nucleotide messenger RNA. RefSeq names its product G protein-coupled receptor-associated protein LMBRD2. The record is from RefSeq and is a predicted model, not a curated record. Gene Ontology annotation, cellular component: membrane. Lineage: Eukaryota; Metazoa; Cnidaria; Anthozoa; Scleractinia; Pocilloporidae.
UCGGUCAGCUGAGGAACUUCUGCCAUAUCAUCAAACUUUUAACCACCUUUUCUAAGCAGACUCAUUACUAAAGGACAAAAACUCAGUUCGUGUGGGAACCAAGCUAUUUCAAGAUGAGUGCUGCACCGUUUACGGUGGAAAUGAUCUUUGUCUUCCUUCUUACCCUAUGUCUUCUUCACCAGUAUGGAAACUGGCGAAAGCAACAUUGGCUUGUCACAACAGCAGUUUUUAUUUCUUGGUAUUUCUCGUUUCUCAUCGUCUUCAUCCUUCCUUUAGAUGUAUCAGGGACAUUUUAUAGGAAAUGUUUGUUUGAAGCUGGAUUAAACAUCAAUGAACAGAAGAGAGAUCUUGGCUCAAACUCAUCAAAAAAUAGCUCCGUUAAGAACUCCAGCAAGACGACUCCGUCAAGUGACUGUGAGAAGCCCUGGAGUUAUCUACCAGAGCACGUUCUUCCUGAUCUUUGGCGGGUUGUAUACUGGUCUUCCCAGAUACUUUCAUGGCUUAUCCUGCCUAUAAUGCAGUCAUACUCCUAUGCUGGAGAUUUCACUGUGCGUGGAAAAAUCAAAACUGCACUGUAUGAGAAUGCACUGUGGUAUGGCAGCUAUCUGAUCAUCUUUGGUAUCCUUCUUGUUUAUGUCAUCGUGAAACCUGAUAUUCAUUUAGAUGGAGCAAAUCUCCAAAUUCUUGGUAUCACUGCUUCUAAUACUUGGGGGCUACUUCUACUGGUAUUUCUGAUGGGUUAUGGAUUGGUUGAAGUGCCACGCACCACAUGGAAUACUGCCAGGCUAGAGCUCCAGAUGGCUCAUGCAUAUUUCAAGAUCUCAAAGCUGAGUGUUGAAAAAGAAGAAGCUGAUGAACAGUUUUCAGAAGUCUUAGAGGAGGUACAUCGUGCAUCAGAAGCCAUACGUUACAGGCACCCUCUUAGAAAGUACCUUGAAGUUAUUAUAAAAAAGUUCCCAGAGGAGUCAGGCUUCAAUAGAGGGACUGAUGACUAUGUUGAUUACGAGGAUUACCUUAGGGAGACUGGAAGUAAAAUCACAGAGACACACACUGAGAAAAGCUUGGUGAAACUUCACAAGAGAGUAAUCAUUGUCACUCACACUUCAAGACGGACACAUUGUCAGUGGAACAUGCAGCUUGAAAAGGUGUUUGAGUUGGAAGACUUAUCACGGAAUGCUGGUAGCAGUGAUAGACAUUACAAAUCAUCUUUAAAAGGGCCUGCAACUGGAAUCAAACCAGUUCUGGAGUGGUAUUGGCGUGUCUGGCUGUUUCCAUGGUUACUGCGCUUCACAGCAAUUCUUCUGUUUUUAUUGUCUGUGACUCUGGUGUGGUCAGAGGUGACAUUCUUCAAUGUUCAGCCAGUGUUGUCGAUAUUUGCACAGAUGAUACGCAGUGCUAGUAAAGGAUAUUAUUAUUUCUAUGUAGAGGUUAUAUCAUGUAUAAUCAUUUCAUACAUGUGUGUUUGUGUGUACUACACUGUAUUCAGAAUGAGGUUCUUCAACUAUUACUACUUUGCACCCAAGCAUCAGACGGAUCCAAACAGCUUGCUCUUCAGUGGAUUACUUCUAUGUCGCCUAACAUAUGCUUUAUGUCUUAACUUUCUUGCUGUUAUUCAUCUUGAUGGCCAUGUGACUGGGGAAGCAGAACCAGUAGAAACUUCCUUUACUAAAUUCAUGGGUCACAUGGAUGUACUGUCAUUAAUUUCCAAAGGAGUGAACAUGUACUACCCAAUGUGUGUUGUACUGGUGUGCCUGGCUACAUACUUCAGCCUUGGCACUAGAUGUUUAAACUGUCUUGGUUUCCAAACUUUUAUCAUUGAAGAUGAUCUGUCAGCAGAGUAUGUCAGUGAAGGAAAGGAUAUAGCACGAAGAGAGAGAAGAAAGAGAGAAAUGUUGACAGAAGAUGGCAGUAGAAAGGAAACUUGGUCAGAAAGAGCUGAGUCAGCAAAAAGAAAACUUACUCGUAAAUCAGAUCGUGAAGGCAGAGGACUCUCAAACAAGGAUCAUGCCACAUCUAGCACAAAUUUAACUGCAUCAGAUGGAAAUUAUGCAAGGUAUUCACGGUUCGAGCCUGAGAAUGAUCGUGUAGAGUUGCUGUCAGCUGCAGAUUAUGAUAUCAACAGUUCAGGAUCCAGUUAUGGUGGUGCCUCAGGUUAUGGAAUAUCUUCCUCUAGUCGAGCACCAAAGAACAUUUUUGAUGAUUUAUAGUGAUUGAAGAUUUUAGACUUAAUCUUGUCUUUGUGAACUUGAAAAUUGUAAAUGAAUGUGACAUUUUCCUCCUAGUUCUACCAGAGUCACCUUUUAGAAAAUAAGCAUUAUCAAAAAGUCUCAAAUGUCUUCCUUUUCUUAAGCUUCAUCCCUUUGUAAGGAAUUGUUUGUUUUGAUGAAUUGUCCUUUUGGGCAAUGUUGUUCAAAGCAAGAUCAAUAUAUAUUCUGGGCUAAGGGUCUUAGCUGUAACAGUUUUGGUCAUUUUUUUAACGGAUGAUUCCUGACUUGAUUCAAAUUACACUUGUGGUCCAGCAAAGAAACAAGAAUGAAUGAUAAAUUUUCAAUUACUAUUGACUUGAACUUUGGAGGAAAAAAAAGUUGGCUUAAGUUAUAGGGGUCAGUGUUGAAUUUCAAGGUUCUUGUUAAUAAUCAAGUAGGUAUUUUGGUUUUAUCAUGUGUUUGCUGUCAUUGGUCAUUUUUGAACAACAAAUUUGAAAUGUCAGUCUUUUCAUAAGGACUUAAAGUUAAAAAAUCUCAACCAAUAUUUUGCCAAACUUGAAAAAUUCAUAUUCAGUUGUCUGGGGCAAAUAUAUUUCUGUCUUAGCAAAGUAACUUGUGUAGCUCAUUAACCAAUCUGAACAAAUCCAUGCAAUUUUAAUUUCAAUCCAAUUCUUGAAAACAAGUUGCAUUUUAGAUUUUUUCUUCUAGCCCUUAGCCUGGUUGUGUGAAAGGCAGUCAGAUGUUAAUUUUGUCCAUGAUUUCUCAUGAAGUAAAGGGGAAAUUAGGGCUUAAAUUUCAGGGGUAUUACCCAAGGGUAUGAGUGUAAGUAGUGUAUUUAUAUAGUAAGAUGGUAAAUUGUACAGCUGAAAAGUAGUUUCAUAAAAAGUCAUUGUGUUUCCAAUUCAAUAAUACAUAGGCAAGAUGGAAACAAGCCAUUGUUAACUGAUAUCAAACUAUUUUAAACGUGAACAUUUAUCAGUUCUAACAAACAAUCAAAGGUGGGUUGAUAGUUGGGCAAAGUCACUGCAACAGAAGUCCAUAAGCUUGUGUAUUUCUAAUAUGACUUAUUGUAUUUAUUACUUUAACUUUAGGAAGCAUGGAACAUUAAGAGCCACUGAAAUUAAUAUAUUGAAAUGCUAUCAGUUGGAUAGCAUUUGCAUAUGUUUU